UGUCUGAAUCCAUAGAGAGGGCCCCCCACAACAACCAAGUCACUGGAACUUUACAGCCACCUAAACCAUACAUUGAACUGAUAGAUCUGUGUCCUAUCUCCCAAUUUGUUCAUACUCUAUUGUUUUUUCUUGUGCUUCAACUCAAACUCAAAUUCAAUUAUUCAAAAAGUCAUUGUUACAACUGUUCAAAAUCAACGUGCACCCCAUUCCAAUUCUUAAUUUUUUCUCUUUGAUUUUUCUAUUGUAGUUUUCUGCUCUUGUUUGACCAGUUAUCUGUUUGCACUUUUGUGCUUACCUCUUCCUCUUCCACCUCAUUUUUUCACACAAAUUGGACACAGUGUCAGCUGAAAAGGAAAAAGUUAAUCUCUUGAUUACUUAUUUACCUUGGAGAAUGAGAAAAGCUGAUUCAUUAAUUUGAAAUAAGGUAAUUUGGAGAUGAGUGGUAGUUGAAAGACUUGGCUAAAAGUCCUUCCAGAUAGACUUUCCAGGAAAAGAACUGCUGCUAAUUUCUGAACCAAGGGGUCAAAAAAAUACAGAAUAGCCAUGGAUGAAUUUUAUGCCGGAGAUGCUGUUUUAGAAAAACUCUAUUCACUCAAGGAAUUCUCAAAUAAACAAGAACUCGAGAUAUCCCUUCAAGCGUUAACAGAAAUAGAUCAUCGGUUAGCCUAUUUUUCUGAGAAGCUAGUGAAUUUGCAUGUUCUCUAUAUUCAUCUGUUGGCCCGAGAAAAUGAUCUUGAAGAAAUGGACUCGAAGGAUACCUGCAAUUUAGAUAUCUUGUUUGAGAAGGCAAUGGCAUUUGAUCUAUUGUCUGGUAUUUUAGAUUCCGAGGUAAGAGAGCUCGACAAUUUCAUGGACACUCUACAUGAAGAAAUUGUUGACGCUCAUAGUAAAAUAUUGUCGUGCAGACAUUUGACCGAGGUUUUCUUUAUUAUGGAUGAAAAACUGCAAGAUUUCAAAGAGUCUGCUAAGCAAGUCCAACAGCAGUUAUUAGAGUUAAAGAUUCAGGCGCCGCAGCUACAGAAAAGUCUUGCUGCAUUUCAAGAUGAGAAUUCGAAUAUGGGGAAGGCAUUGAGUUUAUCAGAAAACGGUCAACUGUUAGAUAUGAAAGUGAAAUCGAACGAUCAGAUGGCAAAAGAACGAAGAUAUAUUCUGCGAAUGCUUGAGAAGUCGCUUGCAAGGGAGCUAGAUCUUGAAAAGAAGUUAGCAGAUUCAAGAAAUAAUGAAGAACUAAAGAUGAAACUCCGCUACACGGAGCAAGUGGCGUUUUAUAUGGAAGAAACAGCAGAAGUUGUUUGGGGAAGAUUCCUCGAGGCAGACAAUGCGACAGAGGUGUUAAUGGGAAUUUCCAAAGGUAUAAUGGGACGUCUCCAAGUAACCGAGUUCAACCUCAACAGUUCUAUUCAACGAGAAAACGAGCUGAAAUCGAAAGUUCAAAGUUUAAUCGAAGAACUGAAGGUUAAAGAUGUUGCUAUAGAAAAUCACGAGAAAUGUAGUGCUAAUGUAAUUGUCGACAACAUUCAAGAAAAUUCUGAGACGAUGGCUUUGAGGGAAAAGGUGAAAAUUCUUGAAGAAGGACGGAAGGAUUACGAGGUUCAGAUUCAUUCAUUGACCGAAGAGAAUGAACAACUUCACGAACAAUUUAUUGAAAUAGAAAAUUUUGCUGAAUCUCUAAAAGAAAGCAUUGACAUAGCAGAAAGUCGAGCCGAGAAUGCUGAAGAAAAAGUCACGCAGUUAACCGAAACAAACAUGGAACUUACCGAAGAGCUAGAUUUUCUAAAAGGGAGUGCUAGUACAGCUGCGAAAAAAAUCGGUUUACUUGAGAAGCAAGUAAGGGAAUUAGAUAUCCAACUACAGAAUGCAAAAGCAUCUUCCGAAGCUAGUCAAGAACAGCAGAAUAUGUUAUACAAAGCAAUAUGGGAUAUGGAAAUAUUAAUUGAAGAUCUCAACUCUAAGGUUUCAAAAGCUGAAAGUAAUAAAGAUAAUGCAGAAGAAAGAUGCAUUGUGCUAUCUGAAACAAACAUAGAGCUUCAUGAAGAGUUGGAUCUUCUCAAGUCCAGAAUGGUUAGUCUGAAAACAUCUUUGGAUCAAGCUAGCAAUACGAAAUUAACGAGUAUAAAAGAAGUUGAUACCAGAACCAAGUUAAUCAUGGAUAUGGUAAUUCAACUAGCUGCUGAACGAGAGCGCAUCAAUAAACAGUUAGGUUGUUUAAAACAGGAAAAUAAAAGUUUGGUUGGAAAGUUAAAGGAGACUCAAAUUGGUGCAUGCAACAAUGGACAAAAUAAUAGAACCUUUCAGGUGGGUGAACAAUCAGAAAAGGCAAACUCGGAAACUCGAGCGACGUCUGUUUCAGCAAAUAAGCUUGCAAUUUUUCUCCUUGUGAUUUCUGUGUUAGUCUUCUGCUUGUUGGAUGAAAACAUGUAUUCUUUUCUCAAAAGGUGUUUACGGCUAAAGUUCUGAUGACAUAGCUGAUUUUUGUGUGUUUGUACUUUGUGCAGUUUUGCUUCUCUUUACUCCUUUAGGUUAUUGAUUGUAUAUUUGAAUAUUGGUGUAAUUUAUGUGAUGUUAGAGUAGCAAUUGUAACAACCUAAAUCCCUAAUCCCCAACAUACAAGGUUUCAUAA
Vicia villosa (hairy vetch) is the source of this 2620-nucleotide messenger RNA. Its product is annotated as WPP domain-interacting tail-anchored protein 2. Lineage: Eukaryota; Viridiplantae; Streptophyta; Magnoliopsida; Fabales; Fabaceae. The transcript has 4 exons. The record is from RefSeq and is a predicted model, not a curated record. Bases 544 to 2457 code for a protein of 637 amino acids.